Messenger RNA from Lampris incognitus (smalleye Pacific opah), 3501 nucleotides. RefSeq names its product SPT2 chromatin protein domain containing 1 (gene spty2d1). The coding region runs from base 697 to 2700 and encodes 667 amino acids. The transcript has 6 exons. Lineage: Eukaryota; Metazoa; Chordata; Actinopteri; Lampriformes; Lampridae. Gene Ontology annotation, biological process: regulation of DNA-templated transcription; nucleosome assembly. The record is from RefSeq and is a predicted model, not a curated record. Gene Ontology annotation, cellular component: nucleolus. Gene Ontology annotation, molecular function: DNA binding; histone binding.
CGGCAGGAUACUUCCGACCUGGACCAGCUGUGUUGUACAUCUAUGUAUUCCGUCUUCUUAGUUUAUAGUUAUUAAUCACUGAACGCUAACCUUACCAUUGCCUCAGUGUUGAUUUCCUUCGCUUUUUCGUGGGCUUUCUUUUCAGUCCGUUAUAUAUUUUCACAGAGCCUGUUUGUGUUUUGCUCAGGCUGGGCAUUGACGGCUGGGUAGCUUUGUCGCUAAAGCGUUAACGUAAAAGUAAAAUCAGUUAGUGUCUGCCGUUAGCCGCUGAUCUCGCCGAGUCAAACUAGAUUAUGUUUUUGCACAUAACGCCGUAUCCGUUUAUCUGAGUAAGUAGUGGAACCUGUCUUUCGUGUUGUUUGAUUGGGCUAGGUCUUGGCGGCUGGCUAGCUGUAGCUUGCUCGCAAACGUAAAGCGCUAACGUAAAAUUAGCUGUCCGCCGUUAGCCUCUCAUCUCUCUCCGAGUUCGCAGCGAUCAAACUAGCCUAUGUUUUUGCUGACAACGCCGUAUCCGUUUAGGGGAUUGGUCAGGGGAAUCGAUUCUAUCAUUAGUGUUGUUUGAUGGGGCUGGUUUUUAAUAUAGCUAUCUCAUUAGACCGUGAACCACGCCGUUAGCCGUCUAUCGCUUAGCUACUCUGACUAGCCUCAAGUUUGGUUGGAUCAGGUACGGCCAGCUGACACCACCUACAGCAGAACAUGAUGGAUUUCGAGAAUAUCUUGUCCAUCGCCUCCCAAAACCAAGGUCUCAGCAGUGUACAGAACAAAAGGUACAGCUUACAAACUGGACCGGCUAAAAAGGACCCAAAGGCGAAACGUGUGGACUCCUCCGCUGUGCAGGCAUUUUUAAAGAAGCAAGCGUUGGAAAGCAAAAAGAAAGAACUUCAAAUGAGGAAACGGAAAGAUGAACUUCUAGCCAAGAGGGUUGAGUUGAAGUCUGAUCGUAAGGCACGUGCAAUGGCUUCUAGAACUAAGGACAAUUUCAAAGGCUAUAAUGGGGUCCCAAUGGAAGAACCUAAGAAGAAAAAGAGGUCAAUAGAAGACACGGUAGAAGGAAGUUGUAUAAGGAACCCGUAUGACCAGGCAGAUGACGAGGACAACUAUGAAUAUGAACAGACAGAUUCAGAGCCUGAACCAGAACUACAAAGGUCAGGCAAGGUGGCAAGUAGUAGUAGCAGCAAGCCCUCAUCCAAGAAACCCGAUGGACAACCCAAACCUGCCCCACCACCCAUGAACUUUGCAGACCUGCUCAAAUUGGCAGAGAAGAAGCAAUUUGAGCCAGUUGAGUUAAAAGCCAAACCAGUGAAGAACGAUGAAAGACCUCGCACAGCUGAUGAGAUUAGGGAGCUGGAGCUGGAGAGAAGGGUUAAGAGAUUGGAUAAAGGGAGAGACUCAAGGCCAGAGAGAGGCCAAGACACCAAACCCCAGUCUAGCUCUAGCUCCGUGAAGAAAAACAUCUUCGAGAAGGAGCAGAGAAAUGGAAGGCAACAAAAGAUUUCCCCAGAAAAGCCCACUACAUCUAGUGGGUCAGGGAAGAAGCAGAAGCUAGUGUCUUCAAAUGACAGGAGCCAGGGUUCAUCCAAGCCUUCUCUCAGUAGUAGAGAUAGAGACAGAGAUAGACAAAAGACUUCACAUAGUGAUAGAGACAGACCCAAGACUAGCCUGUCUAGUUCUGCAGGUGCCUUAAAGAGCAAACUCCUUAAUAAGGGAGCAACCUCUCAGGUCCCAGAAAAACAACUAGCGCCCAGGCUUUCAUCUGGCCAAAAAUCUAGCUCCACAAGUGACUUUAACUCCAAAAGGGUCAACUCAUUAUCUCAAGGAAAUUCUGGAGCUAUUUCUUUGACAAAGCCUCCUAGCAUGUCUCUGAUGGGCCAAAAAUCUCAGCAGGGUAGCUCAGGACACCCCAGACCCAGUCAGGGCAUCUUAUCAAAGGUAGGAUCCACAGGUGGAGGCCACAAACCUGGAAAGGGUGAAUCACUAAGGCCUGGAAGUAACUCCAUGGUGAAGUCAAAUAAUGGUGGACCUAUGAGAUCUUCAUCAAAACCAGUGAGCCAAACUCAGAUGAGGCCUAGUGCUGUCCCACAGGCCCGGUCUGUUGGCAGCAGUUUGCAAGGUCGGUCUGGUGGAGGAGGCAUCAGGCCCCACGGGAGUGGAACAAGUAGACCCAGUAAUAGUGGGAUACCUCCUCGUCAGCCAGCUGGCAAUGUUGUCUCUGGACAUGGGAGACCCAAAUGCACUGUGGUGUCUGAGACCAUUUCAUCAAAGAACUUGGGUAGACCCAGACCAGGGGUUCCUCCUCAGCCAGGGAUGCCACAGAGACCUGGAAUAGCUUCUAGACAAGGAAUUCCACCCAGACCCAUGAUGAGACCACCAGUUACAAAUCUGCCACCAAUUACUUCUGCAUACAAGAGGAAAUAUGAGGAUGAAGAGGAUUAUGACUCAGAGAUGGAUGAUUUCAUCGAUGAUGAAGGAGAUGAGCAAUCAGAAAUUUCCAAACAUAUCAGGGAAAUCUUUGGCUAUGAUCGGUCCAAAUAUAAGGAGGAAAGUGACUAUGCAUUAAAAUUCAUGGAGAGCAGCUGGAGAGACCAACAGAAAGAAGAGGCGAGAAGCCUUAGAAUGGCGGUGCAAGAAGACCUGGAGGAAGAGAAGAAGGAGAAAGAGGAGAUUCAACUGAAAAGUGAAAAGAAGAAAAAACUGAAAUGAACCUCCUGGAGCUUUCAAAUGAACAGAAACCUUCCUGGAUUUCCAUCAAAGAUGGAGAAACUGUGGAGUGGGGGCACCUUAAUGCAUGCUGUCCAUUCACUGUGUCUGCGUCAGUGCAUCUUUUGUCUUCCUCCGCUUCUCAGUUUGUGCUUGCGCUACGAUGAGGAGGGGCAACACAUGAGAUUGGAGGAAAAAGAGCUGAAUAAAGGAAGAGAAAAACAUCAGUUAAAAGCAGAACGGAACAACUCAAAUUCAAAAACUCCUUUCAUUCAUUUUCCUACAGAUAACUGUUGGACACAACUAUAACCAUGAACACUUUUGCCUUGUUGCAUUAUUUAUUUCUCCUCCAUCAGGUGCAAGUUUUGCACUAAGAAAAGCUUCUUCUUUUUUCAAGCCAACCGGAUCUGCAAGGGCAAACAUAGUCAUGACGCAUAUUGUGGAAUUUAUUUUUAGACUGUAACAAGAUUGUGACACGUCAAUGUGCCAUUUCAACAGAAACUAUAUAUUUUUCAAAUGCUAAACUUUUUUCCAUUAACGUUUAUUGACUGUAAUUAGGUAAACAUAACCAGUUAAUGUGUCCCCCCCCCUCUAAAAAGUCUGACAAGCAAUUGACUUGGUCAUUUUUAUUUGUUCGAUUUUUGCUUAACGAGGUCUACUUGUCAUCUGCCGUUUGUUUGCUCGAAGGUUGACAAUCAUAAAUACAACUAAGAUGUAUGGAAGGUCUUGUAUAUUGUACAACAAAUAACACUUGUAGAAAAAGUUUAUCUUUGAUAGCAUUUACAGAAAAGAAAAAAAACUUGU